Gilbertella persicaria is the source of this 1240-nucleotide messenger RNA. RefSeq lists its product as uncharacterized. The transcript is spliced from 4 exons. Bases 102 to 1088 code for a protein of 328 amino acids. NCBI's taxonomy places the organism in Eukaryota, Fungi, Mucoromycota, Mucoromycetes, Mucorales, Choanephoraceae. The record is from RefSeq and is a predicted model, not a curated record.
GUGCACUUGCGGUAAAAAGUAGAAAAAAAAAAACUAUCUCCUUCUUCUUUUCCUUUUUUUCUCUUAUUUUUUUCCUCUCUAUUGAUUUUCCUUUUUUUUCUAUGGACCAAGAAGAAUAUAUCGAUUUAGAUAAAGUAUUGGUAGACGAUGAACUACGCUCUCUUGUCUCUACUUGUGAAUACAAUCACAAGUUUAGAAUAAGCCUCAAGAGUAUGGACGAACGAAAGACAGAACGUUUUAGACGGUCUCUUGUCACUCCACUCUCUAAAUAUAACACAGACUGGCGUACGACCACAAACAAAAGCCCAAAUGAUUCAUGUGCUGAGAGUGUAGCUUUGUUUAAAAAUUUAGCAAAUAACAAUGAUCAUAUUGAUUUUGUGUCUAGUGAUCUUAAAGACUUUAUGAGCUCUUAUGAUAUGGACGAUCUCUUGUCACGGCCGAAUAGCCGAGUACCUGCCUUAUCUCAUCAAAAGGAUGUGUUAACGAGCUCUCGCUUGAAUAAUCAUAAUCAAGCAACCACUUUACGUCACACCAACAAUUCUCAUAUGGUUCCACAUAAGUCUAGCAUCAUUAAUCUCAGUGAAACAAUCCCCCGCAAACAUUCCUUCGAUUCAGGACAACGUAAAUUAUCUUCACCUUCGAUUCCAGUCAUCUCUGACACGUCUGAAACGCAAGAGAUCAACAAUAAUGCAAAAAAUCAACAAUUCCAUCGCCUGCUUCAUAAAAGGCGCAGUGUCGAUUCAGAUGCACUCAAAAAAAUGAAGCAAGCUGAUCGUGAUACAAAACUUAAGAAGCCUAUUGUUCUUGUUGAUAAACAAAAGUCCAUAAAACAUGUUUCAUCAACUGCUAUUCCAACUCCUAAAGCCAAUAGAAAAAGUCUUUUGCAACAAUCAGACAAAAGGCGCUGGAGUAGUUAUAUACCAGAUGACAUGGAUUUGAAAAAAUCACCUCUUAUUUCGCCUAAACAAGGACCCGUUAAUACAUCAAGACGAACAAACAAUGAGACCUUGAAUAGACAAAAGCCAUUCAAUAGUCAUCUUGUGUCCCCUCAAUUAUUUAUCAGAGAGUGCAGAACGUCAUUUCAUUAGCAAUAAUGAUAUACCUCAACGAGAAGAGAAGAAAAGAACGAAUGAUAUUUUAGAGAAAACAGCUGUUGAUCCAGCGCUAAGACGUGCGAACAGACUCAAUGCACUUGCCACUGCCAAUCGUCAGCGAUUUUCCUUAGACCAACGUCGUCUUA